Messenger RNA from Penicillium bovifimosum, 687 nucleotides. RefSeq lists its product as uncharacterized. Lineage: Eukaryota; Fungi; Ascomycota; Eurotiomycetes; Eurotiales; Aspergillaceae. The transcript has a single exon. Bases 1 to 687 code for a protein of 228 amino acids. The record is from RefSeq and is a predicted model, not a curated record.
AUGACCUCGUACCUCUCAUCGUUGACAUCCUCCUCCGCCAUCUCUACCCUGGGCUCCCGGCUCACCAACCUUCGCCGUGCCAUUACCCUUGGCGACGAGGGUGAUGACCCAGACAACGAAGAUUGCUCCCACAUUUCCAAUGCUCUGCGGGCCUACUACUCCGAAAAGGGCCGUCCAUUCCCACCAUGGCUUCCACAGGACCCCAAGGGCCCAUCUCCGACACCCACCCGCCAGAUCGCGACUUCACAACUACCCAGCAACUACAGCCAAGGAUCCUCCAGCUCCGGCCGUAGCGGUGGUCUGAGCGAUCUCUGGGGUGAUUCUCCCGCGUCUCAGUCGCCCAAUACCCAGACUGCCAGUUUGCGGCGCGGACGUGGUGGUACAGCACCGCCGCUCGCUGCCGCCCACAGCGCUCCAUCUGGUUCUGUGGCUUCGCCUGGUCCGAACAUCACACUUUCUCAAUCUCAUUCGCCUGGCUCGGGCUCACCCCAUCCAGCUGGAGCCCGGCCAUUGCCUAGCCAGCGUUCUGGACCGCAGCAGGCCCCUCGUCCGAACCUGGAUCGUGCUGGAUCAGGUGGGGGUUCGGCUCAGGAGCGACUACGGGCCAGAUUGCAGGGAGGAAGAUCUCCUAGUCCCAAUGUGGAUGCCAGUGUUCGCAAGCCAGUUGGAUACCCGGCAAGACGUUGA